Messenger RNA from Scaptodrosophila lebanonensis, 2664 nucleotides. RefSeq lists its product as uncharacterized. NCBI's taxonomy places the organism in Eukaryota, Metazoa, Arthropoda, Insecta, Diptera, Drosophilidae. Bases 515 to 1711 code for a protein of 398 amino acids. The transcript has 7 exons. The record is from RefSeq and is a predicted model, not a curated record. Gene Ontology annotation, cellular component: neuron projection membrane. Gene Ontology annotation, biological process: synapse organization.
AAUAGAGCGGAUCAGACGAGCAACAAGAACGAUUGCGAUUGCGAUUUGGAUUGCGAAUGCGACGCCAAUAGUCGCCGACGAUUUGUUGCUGGCAAUAAUGUUGUGAGACGCGUGCAUACUAAUGUGCGUGAGUGCGGAUAUGUGCGUGUGCGUGUGUGUGCGUGUGUAACUCAGUACCAAAGUUGAAGUGUGGCAGGAAGGCAAAAGGAAAGCAAAUUUGCGGCAGUGUUAAACGAGCGAGCAGCCAAUGAAUGAACUUCACAGGCAACACUAACAAAGUGCAAAUCAAUACCAAAACAAACGCGAAAGAAAACAAAACACGAACAAACAUAAUAAAAAGUAAAAGCAAAUGUGCGGAAGCGCAAUUGAUGAACAAAAAGUGAAAGCGAAAACACAUUGAAAACAAACAAACAAACAAACGAAAAGGACAAAGCAAAGAACACUUAACGGUCAAUUGGUGCGUGCCACAAAGGACGCUGGCAAGGAGCAGCACUAAGUCGGCACAAACGUCAAAAUGUUGACCCUUUUGACGCUUCUGUGCUGCCUGACAAGCCUCACAAUGUGUUACCAGCGGCAAUCUGUAAAUAACAACAAUCAUAAUAAUGUAGAUCCAAAGCCCACACAUCUGCCACCAUUACAUUAUCCACAUGGCCACAAAUGGAAUGAGCCGUAUUUUGAUCUGACAAUGCCAAGGAAUAUUACAUCCCUGGUGGGCAAAUCCGCAUAUUUAGGCUGUCGUGUCAAGCAUUUGGGCAACAAGACGGUUGCUUGGAUCCGGCAUCGCGACCUCCACAUACUGACUGUGGGCACGUACACAUAUACCACAGAUCAGCGGUUCCAGACCUCGUAUCAUCGCGACAUCGACGAGUGGACCUUGCAAAUCAAAUGGGCCCAACAGCGUGAUGCUGGCGUUUAUGAGUGCCAAAUAUCGACGCAGCCUGUGCGCAGUUUUUCGGUCAAUCUGAACAUUGUGGUGCCGACAGCCACAAUUUUGGGCGGUCCGGAUCUAUAUGUGGACAAAGGCAGCACCAUCAAUCUAACUUGCAUUAUCAAGUUCAGCCCCGAGCCACCCACCCACAUAUUUUGGUAUCAUCAGGAUAAGGUACUCAGCGAGGAGACGGCAGGCGGUCGCUUAAAAUUUAAAACGAUUAAAUCGGAAGAAACAAAAUCCAUUUUACUUAUCUACGAUGCGGAUCUAUUGCAUUCGGGCAAAUAUUCGUGCUAUCCAUCGAAUACGGAAAUAGCCAGCAUACGUGUCCACGUGCUGCAGGGCGAGCGACCCGAGGCGAUGCAAACGAAUGCGGCACCGGCAGCCGUAGCCGUCGCCUGUCACACGGAGCAUGCAACGCCGGCAGUCAAAGUAAUUAGCACAAUGGUUGCAGCAUUUGUAUUGUUGGAGGCCUGCUGCACGCUGCUGCGUCCGCAAUGGAGGUCGUGGGGGCACGGCAGUGGCAGUGGCUGUGGCAGUGGCAGUGUCAGCAAACAGAGCAAGAGCAAAGCUGGAAAACAUGAGCGGACGCAUUCAGUGACGCAGAAGCGGCCAAGCCAAAGGCAAAUGCAAAGGCAAAUAACAGAGCAGGAUAAGUCCAAUGACCAGCCAAGGGAGCACCACCAGCAGCAGCAGAAGAAGCAGGGAGCGAGUCAGACGUUGAGCACUCAAAUGGCGACCACAUUGCUGCGGCACUUGCAUGUCAAUACGACUGUACGGUGAUAAAUUAGCCCCGGAUCCUGUGGAGUUCCACAUAAAUGCCACCGCCAACUGCAGUCGAAUGCAGACAGGAGCGCCGCUUGGGUAUGGAUGCGAUGUGAGUAGGGAGGAGUGGGGGAGAACAGCAUCACGAAUAUUGAGAGAUGAGAGGCAAGAGGAACAGCAAGAAACUCUAGUUCAUUGCUGGGUAUUUAAUACCUUUAAAAACUAGCUAAUUAUGCUAACGAUAAUGGAGAUGGAGAUGAGAAACCUGAUGCUAUUGAGCAUACUGUUGUGCUAAACACUCAGCUCCCCCUCUCCUCUCUCACCCUCCCUUCCUCUGUCUCACAUUAUCUGCCUCCAUCUAUCUCACUAACUAAGUUGUAAGUAAAUGCGUGUGUAAUUAAGCGGGUGGGGUGCGGAACUAGCAAUUUGUAGAGAUAUCCAGUGAAAUGUAUAUACGAGCACUAGACAUGUUAGCUAAAUGGCCACGAGUUGCCGUUGCUAUUGCCAUUAAAUGAAAACAAAAACACAGAACUAAAAGAAACGUAAAACAGACAAAAAAUAAUAUAUAACAUAAUAAAUAUAUAUAUACAAGUAUGUAUCCACAUAGAGUAUACAGAAAUGGUAGUUUGUGUAGCAUAGCGUUUUUGUUUCCUAGUUAAUUUCAAAAGAAACUCAACAGCAUAAUGCCAAUAAGGAUAUAAAUGAAGAUGAAGUUGAAUGGAGCCCGAUAAACUGUUUAAGGACGCAUAGCCAAUGCUCUAAUAAGUUACAGUAUAUUGUACAUAUAUGCAUUUUUUCAUUAAAAACAAAUUAUCGCAUAGCUCCUUAAGUUGAAAAAUGCUAAGCUCUAAGCCAGGCGCUGUAAGCCAUACAAACUAAAAAGAAAAAACUAAUAAUAUUUGUAAAGCAUUAGCCUCGUAAGUCUUGUAAAUAGUUAGCCAUUACAUUAAAUAUUUAUUUUCAGGACUAGA